AUGGCGGUGGAUACCCUCAUCGACAGCUUCCUAAGGCCGGAUAACCCUGACGAAGCUCCCCGCCAGAUUGUGUCGCUGGGCGCGGGCGGGGAGGAAGGGGCCAGGUCGAGCGUGCCCGGGCUAAGGACCGACAUCCCCACACUCCUGGUGUCCGAGUGUUGUCUGUGCUACCUUGAAUCGUCCGAGGCAGAGCUAAUCAUAAGGUGGUUUACGGACAAGAUCCCCAACAUCGCAAUACUAAUCUACGAGGCAGUUAGGCCCGAUGACGCCUUUGGGAAGAUGAUGGUGUCUAAUCUUGCGGCAAGACGAAUCCGCAUGCCGACCCUUGAGAGGUAUAGGGAGCCAGGUGACCAGCUCAAGAGGCUAAAGGACGCUGGCUUCUCCACAGUCAAAAUUUUGACCGUCCACGACAUCUUCGAGUCGUGGAUACCUCGGGAAGAGAAGGCCCGGCUUGAUGCUUUGGAAGGUCUUGACGAGGUGGAGGAGUGGAUCCUUCUUGCCAAUCAUUAUAUUGUUGCGUGGGGUUGGACUGGGGCUGGGUUUAGCAUGGGUGAUGAGAAUGGUGGCAUGCAACGGCGACGGCCAAUUGAUUGA
Molecule: messenger RNA, 594 nt
Organism: Parascedosporium putredinis
Lineage: Eukaryota; Fungi; Ascomycota; Sordariomycetes; Microascales; Microascaceae
Source: the annotation of a GenBank genome assembly